GAGCGAGAGAGAGAGAGGAGCAGAAAGUUUGUGUACAAAGAUUUCUUCCCACCCACCCCUCUUCCACCAAAGGAAAAAAAAAAGUAUUGUUUCACCUGAGAGCUUUGGUGAUAAAAGGAAUGAGAGAGCGAGAGUGCUAGAGCUGCUCAGCGCUUUUCAAUACCUCAGAGUUAGAGGAAAGUUAGCAGUUUGCUCUGCUUCAGUUUUAGAACUGCAAGCAAUUGGCAGCGCAGCUGUCUCUCCCUGUAGCGGACUGAAAAAGGGGCUACCGGCUAAGGAGAAACAACAACACAAAGUUUGACUUAGGAGUUUCUGAAAAAUUAAAAGCAGCUCAGGGUGGAAAAGACUUUCAUACUGGCGUUCUGAGUUAAUGUUUUUCUUCCUUCCUUCCUUUCAUUAAGCCCGUGCUCUGCUGCACUGAGGCAACUCUACGAGAAGAGACAGGGCACCAUGAGUUUUUAAGGAGCACUUUGUUUUUGUUUUAAUUAUUAUUGUUAACGAGGGCACAGGGCAUGACGAGGGAACUCAAGGGAAGCCUCUGAAGAGCAGCAGCAGCAAGCAAGAUGGGUCUCUUAAGUGUGGACCUGUUGAUCACCCUUCAAAUCCUGCCGGUUUUUUUCUCCAACUGCCUCUUCCUUGCACUCUAUGACUCGGUGGUCCUCCUAAAGCACAUGGUGCUUCUUCUGAGCCGCUCCAAGGCUGCACAUUGCGAGUGGCGAAGGAUGCUCACGUCGGAGGGACUGCGCUGCGUCUGGAACAGCUUCCUUCUAGAUGCCUACAAACAGGUGAAACUGGGUGGAGAAGCACCCAACUCCAACGUGAUUCACAUACCCAAUGGUACCAGUGACAGCAGCAGCAGCAGCAGAUGGAAAAGCUCUGGUGGGAAGUACGGCACCGAGUGCCACCUAUUAGACUUUGCCAAAUCGGAGCGCCCGCUGGUGGUCAACUUCGGCUCGGCCACCUGACCCCCCUUCACAAACCAGCUGUCGGCCUUUGGCAAGCUGGUGGAAGAGUUCUCCAGUGUGGCUGACUUCCUGUUGGUCUACAUUGAUGAGGCUCACCCAUCAGACGGCUGGGCUGCUCCUGGUGUCUCCUCCUCAUUCGACGUCAAGAAACAUAGGAACCAAGAAGACAGGUGUGCAGCUGCUCACCAGCUUUUGAAGCGGUUCUCCUUGCCGCCUCAGUGUCAGAUAGUGGCAGACUGCAUGGACAACAAUGCAAACGUGGCCUACGGGGUCUCCUUUGAGCGUGUGUGUAUUGUACAAAGACAAAAAAUUGCCUACCUAGGGGGCAAGGGCCCCUUUUUCUACAACCUCCAAGAAGUUCGACUUUGGUUGGAGCAGAACUUCAGGAAAAGAUGAAGUGUCCAGACUUACUAGAGGAAAAUACGUUGCACAUAGUGCCCCUUUAAAGCAAUGCGAAAGGGAAAGAAAUUGCACCCUGUUUUGGAUAGGCUUUUUUUUUUUUUUUUUUUGGCCUGUUACUGAACAGCAGGCCAAAUCAUAUGGCCAGAUGAACACAACAGACCAUAAAAGCAAAAUGAAACCCGAAUACCCCAUCAUCUUCCCAAAAGGGAGCUGAGAGAAGCGUUCUGUUUGGGACAGAAAGACUGGUGAGAUGAGAUUCCUGUGCCAUGAGCAGGUGAUCUUUGUGUUGAGGUGUUUGAUGCAGAAGGAACCAAAAGCAUCGCUUCUGGAACAGUUCAUUGAAAAGGCUAUACAAUCAUUUGAAGGGGUAUCUCUUUGCCCUCCUGUAUUUGUCCUGCUGAAUUCAAAUGUAGCAAAAUUAGAAAUUCGAGGCUUGCAAGUACCAUGAAAUAGAACUAUUCCUUUUUGAUAGAGAGGGUACAGCUUUAUAGAUACUGCGAGUUCCAGCAUCUGCUACAAACUUGCUAGUCAGUUGACCUCUUUUUUGCUGAAAGUAUUGGUGUUCAUAACUAGAAAUCUCUCUUUGCAGUAUUGUACAGCUGCAAUUCAGAAAGCUUUUAAUCUAAACAGAUGAUUUGAUGCUAGCUGGUUUCCAUGCUUUUGAAACAAAGAGUUUCAGCUUAUACAUUCGUGCAUAAGCCCUGCACUGUGGUCUUCAAAUCUUAAGGAGGCUUAAAGAUUUCACAGCACCACCCAGCAUGAAAAACACAUAUGUCUAUUUUAAGAUCAUAAGGCUAUAUCUCAAAAUCUAACUUCGUGAUAAUGUUGUGGCAGAGCAGUCCACUUUGCACUGGAUCACUUCAGACAACCCAGUUCCACUGGAUUCCCACCACUUAGAGGAAGCAACAGGAUGGGGGGACGACUUGUUAGUUUGAAUUCACCCCGAGUUAUUUUGCCUUGCCAAAGCCAACUUACAUAAUGAAAAUGUUCAUUGUUUAAGAUAAGGUGAUAGUCUUACCAUGCCUGAGCUUGAAUGCAUCCAAGAUAGCUGACUCAUGCUAUCCGUUUCACACAUCCAAGAGUCACAGUUAUCUUGUAUGAGAAAAAUCUGCUAAGAUAACUCACUUGGGUCUCAGAUCAUCAAAGACAAAGUGUUCUUACUGUGUCAGCAUAGAUCUUGUAUUCUCAUCAGAUGAAGAAUUUAGGGAACAGUCACAUGGCAGCAUUUUUAAAUAUGCAGCUCCACUUGACCACACCCAGUUGGGAGAUCAGAAAAUGUUGCCCUCUGGGAUCCUGCAGAUGAAAAUUCGGCAGCCUCUGCUGAGUCCACACCAGACUAUUCAGCUGUGUGGACCAGCACAGGCAAAAGAACACUAUCAGGGACAGCAUGUGCUGAUACUGUGUGUCUGAUUUCAUCAUAAAGAGCCACAUAAAUGUGUUUAGGAUUGCUAUGUGCUUAACAUUAUGUCUGCACUCAGAUAAUCUCUGAACAGGGAGAAACUCAUGUGGUCUGUGCUGUCAGAUUACCUCCAUGUAGGAAAAAUAUUGUGUGUGUGUGUCGUAAUCUUUAGAAAGAGAGUGAGGGAAGAAAAGUAAGGCAGGAGCAGGGCAAGAAAGAAAACACAGGCCAGAAACUUCAUUGUGUGAGCCAUUACAACAUUUCAGACAUUGGGACCAUUUGUGAAUUCCUGCACCUGGGCUUUCUUGGACUGGGUGUAUGUAUGUUCACAACCUCGCAAGGCCACAUCCUAGAAGCAACCUUGAUUUAACACUAGCUUUGGAUGCAUGGAACUGAAACAAUUUAUUAAUCAGUGCACUUGCUUGCUUUCUGAAGAGAAACAGCAGCCACAGGAGCAGCUGCAACAACAGUACAGUUAGGAUUAGAAGUUACUGUGUGUUUAGUAGGUGCUCUUUAAAAAAAAAAUAAUUUAUUGCAUUUAGAAGCCAUGAUGUAGAUGGUGUAUUUUCGUGUGCGGGUAAAAAGGAAAGGGGAUAGGGAGGGGGAUACACACCACUUUACCUCAUUGGUAUUGAAACUUUGUCCAUUAGUUAAAUGUGGUUGUGUCGAUAUUCCUCUCCCUUCUGUUUUAGAAGUUUGCAAUUAGUUUUUAAUCAGAUUAGUUCAGUGAAGUUAGUUCAGCAUGAAAGAGGUUUCACCCUCGGGGCUGAUGAAUUGCAGAGCUGCAGAGGGCCAGCUGCCUUUGCCCAGCUUCAUUUUCUAAGGAGCUUCCUUGGAAAAUUCAUGUCAGCCUCAUAGGUACUACUUUCCUUCCCCUUCCCCUCCACCACCAUUUCAAGCAUGAUGAAGAUUAGAAAUACAAUAGUUGGUAUGAGUUUUUCAGGAGUGGAAGAGGAGGGUAAUGGUUUUGAAAGCAACACUGAGCACAAGCCACCUUAAAA
Messenger RNA from Lacerta agilis (Sand lizard), 3767 nucleotides. It is a transcript of the gene DIO2, whose product is annotated as iodothyronine deiodinase 2. NCBI's taxonomy places the organism in Eukaryota, Metazoa, Chordata, Lepidosauria, Squamata, Lacertidae. The transcript is spliced from 2 exons. Gene Ontology annotation, molecular function: thyroxine 5'-deiodinase activity. The record is from RefSeq and is a predicted model, not a curated record.